AUUGUUUGUCCAAGGCGUUUGUGUAAUAACCCCUCAAUACUGCAUAAAUUGGCAAUUAUAUAUUUUUGCUUCGGCAAUGGCUACCUGGAUUGUCGGAAAGCUGAUCAUUGCAUCUUUAAUUUUGGGAAUACAAGCCCAACAAGCUAGAACGAAAUCACAAGAUAUUUUCGAAGAUGAUAAUGAUAAUGGAACGACUACACUGGAAUCGCUAGCCAGAUUAACAUCCCCGAUUCACAUUCCAAUUGAACAACCUCAAACAUCGGACUCAAAAAUUCUAGCUCAUCUUUUCACAUCUGGAUACGAUUUCCGAGUGCGACCUCCAACAGAUAAUGGAGGACCAGUUGUGGUUUCAGUUAACAUGCUCCUUCGAACUAUUUCAAAGAUAGAUGUUGUGAAUAUGGAGUAUAGUGCUCAAUUGACAUUGCGAGAGAGUUGGAUUGACAAGAGACUCAGCUACGGAGUAAAAGGAGAUGGUCAGCCAGAUUUUGUGAUUCUCACUGUUGGACAUCAAAUUUGGAUGCCCGACACGUUUUUCCCGAAUGAGAAACAAGCUUACAAGCAUACGAUUGAUAAGCCGAAUGUAUUGAUUCGAAUACACAAUGAUGGUACAGUAUUGUACUCUGUUCGUAUUUCACUAGUCCUCUCUUGCCCAAUGUAUCUACAGUACUAUCCAAUGGAUGUUCAACAGUGUUCCAUUGAUCUUGCAUCGUAUGCCUACACUACAAAAGAUAUCGAAUAUUUGUGGAAAGAGCAUUCACCACUUCAGUUAAAGGUUGGAUUAUCAAGCUCGUUGCCUUCAUUCCAGUUGACUAAUACUUCAACGACAUAUUGCACCAGUGUAACAAACACUGGCAUUUAUUCCUGUUUGCGAACUACUAUUCAGUUAAAGAGAGAGUUCAGUUUUUACCUUCUCCAACUCUACAUCCCGUCAUGCAUGCUAGUCAUCGUAUCCUGGGUUUCAUUUUGGUUUGAUCGAACUGCAAUCCCGGCUCGUGUCACCCUCGGAGUCACCACGCUGCUUACAAUGACAGCUCAAUCAGCCGGUAUCAAUUCACAACUACCUCCAGUUUCCUAUAUCAAGGCGAUUGAUGUCUGGAUUGGUGCAUGUAUGACAUUCAUUUUCUGCGCGUUGUUGGAGUUUGCAUUGGUAAAUCAUAUAGCUAACAAGCAGGGUGUUGAGAGAAAAGCUCGAACUGAAAGAGAGAAAGCUGAAAUUCCACUUCUUCAAAAUUUGCACAAUGAUGUUCCCACAAAGGUUUUCAAUCAAGAGGAAAAAGUAAGGACAGUUCCACUGAAUCGCCGGCAAAUGAAUAGCUUCUUGAAUUUGCUCGAGACAAAAACCGAAUGGAAUGACAUAUCAAAACGAGUCGAUCUUAUUUCUCGAGCCCUGUUUCCUGUUCUAUUUUUUGUUUUUAACAUUUUGUACUGGUCUCGUUUUGGCCAGCAGAACGUAUUAUUUUAGAUUUGUAAAUCGAAUAAGUUUUUGUUUUAUGGCAAAAAUGAUCGAGAAUGCUUUUGAUUUAAUCUGAAUGAAACUGUUUAAAAAAUU
Molecule: messenger RNA, 1549 nt
Organism: Caenorhabditis elegans
Lineage: Eukaryota; Metazoa; Nematoda; Chromadorea; Rhabditida; Rhabditidae
Gene: glc-1
Product: Glutamate-gated chloride channel alpha
Exons: 5
Coding region: 77-1462 (461 amino acids)
Biological process (GO): monoatomic ion transport; excitatory postsynaptic potential; monoatomic ion transmembrane transport
Cellular component (GO): postsynaptic membrane; plasma membrane; membrane
Molecular function (GO): extracellular ligand-gated monoatomic ion channel activity; transmembrane signaling receptor activity; monoatomic ion channel activity
Source: RefSeq, marked reviewed